AUGCUUCCUGCAAUAAAAGAAGACACAUCUGCUAACAUCUCUGUUUUUAUUCCCAAAAAAAAGAAAACCCCCAAAGCCUCAAACGAAAAACCAAAGUAAUUUUUAUCCAGAAAACAAAUCAGAGAUUUCAUGGCAGGACAAAAAAUCAAAAUUCCCAAAAGCUUAAUAAACUAUCGAAAAAACAAACAAAGAGCCAGUUCAAUCAGCCCACCCAAAGAGUUCCCUACAAUAGAUACAGUCUAUGAAAGAAUUAGAGAUUUUUCAGAAUCCCCAAGAAAAUACAGUACUAACUCCCCUCAAUCUAUGAGGACAAAAUCCGAGUUUAGCUUAGACAAUAUUGACCUUUUAAGCUUUCGAAAUAUUAAACUUAUAAACAAUUCCGCAAAUUCAAUCGAAUUAAUUUCUCGACCGCAGUCACAAUCAAAAAGCUCAUCACCAUCAAAGCUUUCAAGGAGAAAUCAUUUUCGAUCAAACACGCCACUUCAGCCUUUUCAUGAUAGAAUUACUACCUUGAAAAGACUAUUAAUUCUCUAUAAAUAAAUUUAAUUUAUUUUUUUAAAAAAAAUAAAAAAAUAAAUAAAUAAAAAAUUUAUUAAUUCCUAAUUAUUCAUAA
Molecule: messenger RNA, 613 nt
Organism: Blepharisma stoltei
Lineage: Eukaryota; Ciliophora; Heterotrichea; Heterotrichida; Blepharismidae
Source: the annotation of a GenBank genome assembly